This is a messenger RNA of Chiloscyllium plagiosum (whitespotted bambooshark), 535 nucleotides long. The record is from RefSeq and is a predicted model, not a curated record. NCBI's taxonomy places the organism in Eukaryota, Metazoa, Chordata, Chondrichthyes, Orectolobiformes, Hemiscylliidae.
AUGAGUCAUGUCCGUGAAAGAAUAAGCGAAAGUGUGAAAGUCCGACCUCAUGAGCAGUUAAGAAUGAUUCCAUCUACAAGCAGAACCUUCUUGGUGAAUGAUCUGGCUCCGGGAAGGGACUAUGACCUGUGCAUUUUGGCUGUCUAUGAUGAUGGGAUUACUUCAAUGACUGGCACUAGAGUGGUGGGCUGCGUCCAAUUCACAACUGAACAAGAAUACACCCAAUGCCAUUCAGUACACACCCAGUUCCUUGGUGGGACCAUGAUCAUCAUCAUUGGCGGCAUCAUUGUGGCCUCUGUGUUGGUUUUCAUCAUCAUCCUUAUGAUCAGGUACAAAGUCUACAAUAACACUGGGGAACACAAGACUGUGGUGAGCAACAUGUGCUCACAGACCAAUGGAGGUCAGAAUGGAGGAAUGACACAGUCCAGCUCCAAGCUCACCGAAGGUUCAGAGCCACAGCUACCCAAGGAGGGCACGGACUAAGGCAAAUCUGACUGGCAGUGGGCAGAAUUUGAACUCUGAUGACACUGUCUUG